Molecule: messenger RNA, 807 nt
Organism: Eubalaena glacialis (North Atlantic right whale)
Lineage: Eukaryota; Metazoa; Chordata; Mammalia; Artiodactyla; Balaenidae
Gene: TSSK3
Product: testis specific serine kinase 3
Exons: 2
Coding region: 1-807 (268 amino acids)
Biological process (GO): intracellular signal transduction; protein phosphorylation; microtubule cytoskeleton organization
Cellular component (GO): cytoplasm
Molecular function (GO): tau-protein kinase activity; protein serine/threonine kinase activity; ATP binding
Source: RefSeq, a predicted model, not a curated record
AUGGAGGACUUUCUGCUCUACAAUGGGUACCAGCUGGGCAAGACCAUUGGGGAAGGGACCUACUCAAAAGUCAAAGAAGCAGUUUCCAAAAAACACCAAAGAAAAGUGGCGAUUAAAAUUAUAGACAAGAUGGGAGGGCCAGAAGAGUUUAUCCAGAGAUUCCUGCCUCGGGAGCUCCAGAUUGUCCGCACCCUGGACCACAAGAACAUCAUCCGAGUGUACGAGACGCUGGAGUCUGCCGACGGGAAAAUCUACCUGGUGAUGGAGCUGGCUGAAGGAGGGGAUGUCUUUGACUGCGUGCUGAAUGGGGGGCCACUGCCCGAGAGCCGGGCCAAGGCCCUCUUCCGUCAGAUGGUCGAGGCCAUCCGCUACUGCCAUGGCUGUGGUGUGGCUCACCGGGACCUCAAGUGCGAGAAUGCUUUGUUGCAGGGCUUCAACCUGAAGCUGACAGACUUUGGCUUCGCCAAGGUGUUGCCCAAAUCAUGCCAGGAGCUGAGCCAGACCUUCUGCGGCAGCACAGCCUAUGCCGCCCCAGAGGUGCUUCAGGGUAUUCCCCACGAUAGCAAGAAGGGUGACGUCUGGAGCAUGGGCGUGGUCCUGUACGUCAUGCUCUGUGCCAGCCUACCUUUUGAUGACACAGACAUCCCCAAGAUGCUGUGGCAGCAGCAGAAGAGGGUGUCCUUCCCCACUCAUCUGGGCAUCUCAGCCGAAUGCCAGGACUUGCUCAGGCGGCUCCUGGAACCAGACAUGAUCCUCCGGCCUUCAAUCGAAGAAGUUAGUUGGCAUCCAUGGCUAGCAAGCACUUGA